UCUGAAACGGAAGUCAGUUUCUUUGUUUCCCAUUAAACGCAAAACUAAAUGAAAAGCACAUGACUUUGCUUAAGCCUUUAUUGCAAGAAACUGCAGUUGGUUCACUAUAUUUUUAAAACGAUAAUAGCAACUAGAUGAACAUAUUAAGCUGGAUCUCUUUCAAAUAUAUUAGUUGAGCAAGACUGAAUUAUCAUUUUGGAUGAUUUUUCACACUAGGCUGCAGGCUGACAAAGCCUCCUUUACAUCACAGAAAGUUUUUUAAAGAUAGAUCAUUUUUGUAGCACUAUCAUUUCAUUCUGUUGAAAAUAUUCCAUAACUUUUCCCUGACCAUUUGGAAUUAAUGCACAGAAAGGAAAACUGAAGACAGCCAAAAAAGAAAGCUCAGUCAGCAAAAAGUCACAAAGAAAUCAUUUUCCUUAGUAUUUUCAGCUCAAUACAACUCUGAUCUGGUGAAAUGAAGACUUUGCAGAAGUUUUGUCUCCUCUUCUUUUUUUUUAUGCCUUUGGUGAAGUUAGCACCACCACCACCACAACAAAACAUAGCUCCAUUUUAUGAAGAUACAAUAUUCAAGCAAGGGUAUGAAGACAUAUUAUUUAAGGAAGAUUAUGAAGAAAAGCCACAGGAUGCAGUAAAAUAUAAGGAAAACAAUGAUAUCCUUGUUUUCAAUGAAGAUGUACUACAAAUGCAGGGAGAUGAAGAUGGACCAGGAGAGAGCUCAACAAAUUUUACAGAUUUGGCUACUUGUCUGCUGUGUGUUUGCUUAAGUGGUUCAGUAUACUGUGAAGAAACAGAAAUUGAAAACGUCCCACCUCUACCAAAGGAAACAGGUUACCUUUACGCAAGAUUCAACAAAAUCAAGAAAGUGAAAGUCUCUGACUUCGCUGAUAUUCCCAGCCUGAGAAGAAUUGAUUUGACUGGAAACAGGAUUCAAGAAAUCGAAGAUGGGGCCUUUGCAAAGCUCCUAUUAUUAGAAGAACUUUCACUUGCAGACAAUAUGAUUGCCAAGCUUCCAGUUUUACCUCCCAAACUAACUUCACUGAAUGCAAACAACAACAAAAUUAAGAGCAGAGGAAUUAAAGCAAAUGCCUUCAAGAAGCUGAACAAUCUGUCAUAUCUUUACUUAGGACAUAAUGCAUUGGAGGCUGUUCCUGCUAACUUGCCAGAGAGCCUACGUAUUCUGCAUCUUCAGUACAACAACAUAACUACUAUCACAGCUGAAACCUUCUGCAAAGGGAAUAAUCAGACCCGCUAUGUUCGUCAGCGCAUGGAUGAAAUAAGAAUGGAAGGCAACCCAGUCAUCUUGGGAAAGUACCCCAAUGCUUUUAUGUGCUUGAGAAUGUUGCCUAUAGGUACAUACUUUUAAUUGCUAACAAAACGGGAAAAAUGCGAAAGCAAGGAGGUAAAUAUUACCAUUGUAUCACUGUUUAAAUAUGUCUUUCCAUGUUAAAAUCUUUCCACAUAUAUCCAAAACUUUUAGCAGUUUAAUGUAUUUAGUUCUACUUUCACUUUGUGAAAGUGCAUUAAUAAGACAUUAUGAUUUACUAAGUCUGGGCUUUUUUACUUCAAGACUCAAACAUGAAACCAGUAAGGUAUCGUUAUUCAAAAGGAGGUGUUCAAUUUUUCAGUGAAUAAAGAUAACUUUUGUUUUUUUCAAGAAUGAAAGGGAAUCAAUGUAAUUUGUCAAGCAUUUCACACUGUAAAUCUACAAUGUAACACUUCUGUGAUUGUUGAAAAGAUGGAAAAAACUGUGGUCCUAUAGCCUGGAAAGCACAGUUAUAUUGGGCAUGAGAUGGUAUACUGUGAAAGGGGCUAUGACAGUGGAGUUCAUGGAACAUCUGAAUGCAGAAAUGCAAUAAAAUAAUACUACAUUGUAUAGGGAUCAGGGAGGCCGACACAAAUUAUCUUAUGUGGAGACAGAUUAUCCUCUCAGUUUUAAGGGGUUUAAUGGUUAUCCAUCCUGCUUCAUUAUCCUUGCAAACAAAUAUAAAGCUGGACAGUAUAGGCAACCAGAGUGUGUUGGUUUAAUUUUGAUUUGGUACUUUAACUACUGAUAUAAAGCUAUCCAAUAGAGGCAAAGAAACACAAAAUAUUAUAUUUCAACCUGAUAAUUUUCUAAUACAUUGAAGUGAAUUAAAGUGAUUAGAAGGGUUUAGAAAUAAUCAGCUUGUCUUACUGUGAGGAAGUCUUAGCUUAAACUAAGCUACAGGAUACUAUAACAAUAUUAAACAAUGUAAGAAAGUCCAGAAUCUUUCUCAGUUUUUCUUAACAGAUCGGACAUAUUACUCCACUGGUUCUUUUGCAAACUCUAUCAUGCUAAAAUAAUAGCAAACCGCUAGAAACAAAUUUAUAAUUUUAAUUAGGCAUUUUAUAUACAAAUGUGUAGGAAAUGUCUGCAAACUGUUAGAUAUCAAAAUGCAGAAUCAGUAAAUAACAAUAGCCAAAUUGUGAAUUUAGAAGAUGAGGGCUUUCAGCUGGAGAUUUCCUCAGAAGAAUAUGUAUAAUUAAACUCUGAUUUUCAGUUGCUCUCAUUCUUUGCGCAUUUUUGUUUAUGACAGAUAUAUUAUUUUCUGAUUUAAUUAUCCACUGGCAUUAAGCAAUAUUUUACAGUUAUCACUCUGCUGUACCUAUGUUAUUUUAACAAUAUUGUGUAUCAGACCUCAGUUACAUAGUGAAUUUAUAUGAUGUGAAACAUUUAGAGAUUUCUGUUUGAUUUUAGUUUGCACGUGUUUUCUAUGUCUAGAACUCUUAUGUGAUUAAUAAAACAAAUCACCAGAAAGAAAAAGA
Molecule: messenger RNA, 2784 nt
Organism: Anolis carolinensis (green anole)
Lineage: Eukaryota; Metazoa; Chordata; Lepidosauria; Squamata; Anolidae
Gene: ogn
Product: osteoglycin
Exons: 7
Coding region: 455-1363 (302 amino acids)
Biological process (GO): bone development; articular cartilage development
Cellular component (GO): extracellular matrix
Molecular function (GO): protein binding
Source: RefSeq, a predicted model, not a curated record